Messenger RNA from Laccaria bicolor S238N-H82, 1917 nucleotides. RefSeq lists its product as uncharacterized. Gene Ontology annotation, molecular function: 3',5'-cyclic-nucleotide phosphodiesterase activity. Bases 1 to 1917 code for a protein of 638 amino acids. Gene Ontology annotation, biological process: signal transduction. The record is from RefSeq and is a predicted model, not a curated record. Lineage: Eukaryota; Fungi; Basidiomycota; Agaricomycetes; Agaricales; Hydnangiaceae. The transcript is spliced from 7 exons.
AUGUGCGGGGCCACUAUGGGGCAAUGUGGAGUCGAUUCGCACUCAAGACAGUGGAAGCGGCGUAGUGCAGACAUCGGGGGGCUUCAUCUGGCUACUGGGAACAGCGGACGGGGGCAAGGAUGGGUAGGAACCGAAGUUGAAACUCGAUUCGCAGAGCUUCUCAGUGACAUGUACAACCAGACAUUGCAUGCUGUCAAUGAAUAUAAUCCGGAUUUCGUCCCUGCCCACCUGCCCAACGAAGUUCGAUCUCGGCUCAUCAAUACGUUGGAUUCUUGGCACUUUGAACCCCAUAAGCUCUUAGACGAUGAGGUGCUAGCAUGCACUUUGAUUCUUUUUGAGGCGGUUCUUCGUAUCGAGGGGAUGGAAGAAACCAUUUGCAUAUCGAUGAGACAAUUAUCUGCUUUUGUUCAUCAUCUCCGUCAAAUAUACAGAUACGAGAAUACUUACCACAAUUUUGAGCAUGCUCUCGAUGUGCUCCAGGCAACUCACUCGUAUCUACGAUCAGCGGGCAUGGUUCCCCCAGUCUCGAUACUACUAGAACCUGGACGGAUGUGGAGGGUCAAGAAGAAGUUUGAUAGCGGUCCUCUGAUAACAAGUCUGGGGUUGCGGGACCUUUUUGUGCUCUACGUUGCAGCCAUUGGACAUGACGUUGGUCACCCUGGAUUCUCAAACGUUUUCAUGAAAAAUGCGCAGACCCCGCUCUCCAUCGUAUUUGACGGUAAAUCUGCGCUGGAGCAGAUGCAUUGCCAACUCCUGCUUCGAGUCAUGCGAUAUCAUGGACUGGGUCCUUUGCUGGAUGACGCGAUACACGGAAGUCAUUUCCGUAAACUACUCUGGAAUACGGUUCUUGCGACUGAUAUGAGUGUGCACUCUGAUUUCAUGCGGCGCUUUGAGGAGGCAAUAGAUAAUAAUGAGGGUGCAUUGUAUACCCGUCAGGUCAUCAUCUGUCAAGCGAUUUUAAAGAACGCAGACAUCAGUAACCCGUCUCGCCCUUUCACUGUGUCGCAGCAUUGGGCAAGUGCUCUGAUGCAAGAAUGGUCAUCUCAAGCAAAGUUAGAACAGCACUACUCUCUCCAGCAGACAGUUCAAGCUUCGAGUGAUCCCCUUGCGGAAGCAAAAAGUCAGAUUUUCUUUACGAGUAUGUUUGCAAAGCCCCUUCUGGAUUUGACUGUCAGAGCGAUACCGGAGUUGGCUAUGUAUGCACAACAAUGUGAUUCGAAUGUGGAGAGCUGGAAACUGCGGCAAAUCGAGUUACAGUCCGGUCAUAUUGAAUCAACCGUCGAUGACAUGGCGCAUGAGCUCUCACCUCCAAGUUUUACUCGACAGCCUAGUGAUUAUCAGUCAGCGUUUCCUCUUACUCUUCCGCAGGGACCAGCAGUUGUGUCGCUAUCAACAUUGUCAAAUACCUCGACAGACUCGAUUCCAGCGUCUCCUUGUGGAUCAUUUUCAUCAUCCAUCAUCUUCUCACCUACUUCUGAGUCGCAUGUUUCCAACGAUCCUGAGCCGUCAUCUAGCUCCGGCAUGAGCAGUAAUAGUGGCACGAGCGCUGUAUGUCACCCGCUCGAUUUUACGCAAGACAACUACGCGGCUAUUCGUGCCGCUGGCAAGUUGAGCAUUCGUCAGCAUAAGAAGAUCAAUCGGAACUCUUGGUGUGCCACGUCGACUUUGUUCAACCCGCCUCCCCUUUCCUCUCCCGCACACACACCGCCAAACUAUCCGCCUUCGGCUCUUAAGCUUCCUCCACCCCCUGCCUCGGCCCCCUCGCCAAAUGGAGUCCAGGCCCGGUCCCCCGUUACAUUUUUGAAGCCGCCAUCGAGGAAGACCUCUGCCUCGUCUUGUUUAGCGCCCGGGAAAGAUCUGGGGGAGACCGCCUUGUCAAAGGCGAUCAAGGCGCAGGCUAGUCCUGUGGUUUCAUGA